AUGGGUCCGUGGUUAGCAGUCCUAGAGGCAUGGCUAGUGAAAAAACUACUUGAGAGUCAGACAUUCCACCAGGGUGUUCGACGAGUUCACAAGAGUAUUUACCGUCUACGCCACGGCCCUCUAGAAGGAGACGACGGCGGCACAAACCUCGAGAGACAAGGUCCAGGUUUCGGGAAGCAUUUCUGGGACGAAAUUCAGGCACAGGUUGGUCGCAAGAAGCCUGAGAAUCCGCUCGAGAAGUCCGACCCAACACACACUACACAAUCGCAUUACUCUACCUCGAAUCAAUCUGCACGAGAGCAGACUACAAGACGAAGAACAGACACUCCGCCUCAAUCUCCAAAGGAAGGCUUCUUGUCACACUUCAUGGACGAGCUACGCUCACAAACCCGCGGCCGCGACAAGAACCCAUGA
Molecule: messenger RNA, 414 nt
Organism: Aureobasidium melanogenum CBS 110374
Lineage: Eukaryota; Fungi; Ascomycota; Dothideomycetes; Dothideales; Saccotheciaceae
Exons: 4
Coding region: 1-414 (137 amino acids)
Source: RefSeq, a predicted model, not a curated record